Lucilia cuprina (Australian sheep blowfly) is the source of this 2736-nucleotide messenger RNA. It is a transcript of the gene Sec23, whose product is annotated as protein transport protein Sec23A. Bases 188 to 2563 code for a protein of 791 amino acids. Gene Ontology annotation, biological process: endoplasmic reticulum to Golgi vesicle-mediated transport; COPII-coated vesicle budding; intracellular protein transport. NCBI's taxonomy places the organism in Eukaryota, Metazoa, Arthropoda, Insecta, Diptera, Calliphoridae. The record is from RefSeq and is a predicted model, not a curated record. Gene Ontology annotation, molecular function: GTPase activator activity; zinc ion binding. The transcript is spliced from 6 exons. Gene Ontology annotation, cellular component: endoplasmic reticulum exit site; COPII vesicle coat.
GUUUCUUGUCAACUGUCAAACAUAGUGACGUGGCCCGUGCCACAGCAGUUGAAAAAUCUUUAUUUCUUUCUAAUUGGAUCACAAUUUAGUUUUUCUUGAUUUUUUUUUUGUGAAAAAUAAUUGUAGUAAAUUUAAAUAAAAGAAAAACUGAAUAUUUCAUAGUGGGCUUUAAAAUCCUGUGCUAAAGAUGACGACCUAUGAGGAGUUUAUACAACAAAAUGAGGACCGUGAUGGUGUAAGAUUGACGUGGAAUGUUUGGCCAUCUAGUCGUAUUGAUGCAAGUCGUUUGGUUGUACCUUUGGCCUGUUUGUAUCAACCACUUAAAGAACGCCCCGAUUUGCCACCGAUCCAGUAUGAGCCUGUAUUAUGUACAAGGGGAAAUUGUCGUGCCAUUUUAAAUCCCUUGUGCCAAGUGGACUAUAGAGCAAAAUUGUGGGUUUGCAAUUUCUGUUUCCAAAGAAAUCCUUUCCCUCCCCAAUAUGCAGCCAUAUCGGAGCAACAUCAACCAGCUGAAUUAAUUCCAGGUUUUAGUACCAUUGAAUAUACUAUAACUCGUGCCCCCUGCAUGCCUCCUGUUUUCAUUUUCCUUGUUGAUACUUGCAUGGACGAAGACGAAUUAGAUGCCCUAAAAGAUUCUUUACAAAUGUCUUUGAGUUUGUUGCCACCUAAUGCUUUGGUGGGUCUUAUCACUUUCGGUAAAAUGAUACAAGUUCAUGAAUUAGGUGCUGAAGGUUGUUCAAAGAGUUAUGUAUUCCGUGGCACUAAAGAUUUAACUGCCAAGCAAGUUCAAGAAAUGUUAGGUAUUGGUCGCCAAGCUGGCGGACCUCAGGGAGGUCCAGUUGGACCUGGGGGUCAGCCAAUGGCCGGCCAACAGCAACGUAUGCCUGGUGCACCCGGUCAACAUCCAGCUGUACCACCGGCCAAUCGUUUCUUGCAGCCCAUCUCCAAGUGUGACAUUGCCCUGGGAGAUUUGUUGAGUGAGUUGCAACGUGAUCCUUGGCCAGUGCCUCAGGGCAAGCGUUAUCUCCGUUCAACGGGUGCUGCCUUAGCCAUUGCCGUGGGUUUGUUAGAAUGCACUUAUCCUAAUACUGGAGCCCGCAUUAUGGCUUUUGUUGGCGGACCUUGCUCUCAGGGCCCCGGCCAAGUCGUUGACGAUGAGCUUAAACAUCCCAUUCGUUCCCAUCACGACAUCCAAAAGGACAAUGUCAAAUUCAUGAAAAAAGCCAUCAAGCACUAUGAUACUCUGGCUCUACGCGCAGCCACAAAUGGUCAUUGUAUUGAUAUCUACUCUUGUGCCCUCGAUCAAACCGGUCUUAUGGAAAUGAAACAGUGUUGUAAUUCUACAGGCGGUCAUAUGGUAAUGGGCGAUUCUUUCAAUUCGUCCUUAUUUAAGCAAACGUUCCAACGGGUAUUCUCCCGAGAUGCACGCGGCGAUUUGAAAAUGGCUUUCAAUGGUACUUUGGAGGUUAAAUGCUCAAGGGAAUUGAAAAUAUCUGGAGGCAUUGGGUCGUGUGUGUCGUUGAAUGUGAAGAGCCCAUCGGUGUCGGAUGUUGAAAUCGGCAUGGGCCAAACGGUACAGUGGAAAUUAUGUACCCUCAACCCUAGUUCAACGAUGGCAUUCUUCUUUGAGGUUGUUAAUCAACAUGCUGCUCCUAUCCCUCAGGGUGGUCGUGGUUGUAUUCAGUUCAUAACACAAUAUCAACAUCCAAGUGGCCAGAGACGUAUUCGUGUUACAACGUUGGCAAGAAAUUGGGCAGAUGCUACUUCUAAUAUUCAUCACAUUAGUGCUGGCUUUGACCAAGAAGCUGCUGCUGUAAUAAUGGCACGCAUGGUUGUUUAUCGUGCUGAAACCGAUGAAGGGCCAGAUAUAUUAAGAUGGGUAGAUAGGCAACUCAUUCGUUUGUGUCAAAAAUUCGGCGAAUAUAGUAAAGAUGAUCCCAACAGUUUCCGUUUGGCUCAGAAUUUCUCCCUUUUCCCGCAGUUCAUGUAUCAUUUGCGUCGUUCUCAAUUCUUGCAAGUUUUCAAUAAUUCACCCGAUGAGACCACAUUCUACCGACACAUGCUAAUGCGUGAAGAUCUAACACAAUCAUUGAUAAUGAUUCAACCAAUUUUAUAUUCAUAUUCCUUUAAUGGUCCACCCGAGCCAGUUCUACUCGAUACAUCAUCCAUACAACCUGAUCGUAUCUUAUUGAUGGAUACAUUCUUCCAAAUUCUUAUUUAUCAUGGUGAAACAAUAGCUCAGUGGCGUGCUCUCAAAUAUCAAGAUAUGCCAGAAUAUGAGAAUUUCAAGCAAUUGCUACAGGCUCCCGUUGAUGAUGCCCAAGAAAUCUUGCUGACACGUUUCCCUAUGCCGCGUUACAUAGACACAGAACAUGGUGGUUCACAGGCCCGUUUCUUGCUGUCUAAAGUAAAUCCUUCUCAAACUCACAACAAUAUGUAUGCUUAUGGACAGCCACCAAUUGGUUCAGCUACGGAUGGCGGUGCUCCUGUAUUGACCGAUGAUGUUUCACUACAACUUUUUAUGGAACAUUUAAAGAAACUUGCCGUUUCUUCUACAACAUGAAUUCAUACGAAUACAUGGUAUUGUCGUCUUUUAGCAAGAUUAUGCAAUAUUUUAAAAAAUACUUGGAAACAAUUAAAACGAAAUUUAUUUCAUUGCAUCUUCUAAUGGUAGUUAUUUUAAAAACAUAUUUUUUAAUUAUACUCCUCAUCCAAUCUAUUCUACAGAUGAAUGUA